Talaromyces amestolkiae is the source of this 2214-nucleotide messenger RNA. RefSeq lists its product as uncharacterized. The coding region runs from base 1 to 2214 and encodes 737 amino acids. The record is from RefSeq and is a predicted model, not a curated record. NCBI's taxonomy places the organism in Eukaryota, Fungi, Ascomycota, Eurotiomycetes, Eurotiales, Trichocomaceae. The transcript has 2 exons.
AUGACUACUACUACGAAUAUCGGCACUGUUCAUGUCAUCCGGCAUGCCGAGGGUGUUCACAACACAGCCAACGACAAGACCAUCCCGGAUCCAGAAUUGUCAUUCAAAGGACUGCAACAAGCCAGAGAUUUGCAUGAUACUUUCCCUUGCAAACAGAAUGUUGGCAUGAUUCUGACCUCACCGCUCCGCCGAACACUCCAGACUGCAAUUGAAGGGUUUAGCGAUAUCAUUGAUCACACAGCUUAUCUCCUUGGGAAAUGUGUUAACAGUAUUGCAAAUGGGGUGCCAUUAGUGCUUGAUCCGGAUCUACAAGCACACUCCGCUCGUCCAUGCGAUACGGGCUCUGAUAUUGCAGCCUUGCAAGAGUUUUUCCGCGAAGUAUCCUUUCAGAAGUUGGACAAGUAUUGGCACGUUAAGCAAGGCGUAUAUGCACCGGAUGAAGAGAGCCUACAGAAGCGGGCUCAUCAUGUUCGUCAACGUUUGAUUGAGCAAUUUAGUGGACUGGCUCAAUUUAGCAAGGGCCAGAACAAUCAUAGACGAGACAUUGUCGUUGUCUCGCAUGGUGGUUUCCUUACACUACUGAUGCAGGAUAAAGUUGCUGCUCUGCCUGUUGUCCAAGCAGCCAGCUCAAACUCAAGCUACCCAAUCAUAAGCACCAAGAGUGGUCCAGUUAAAGGAACCGGGUCACCCUAUCGUGACAAUGUGACUGUCUACAGAGGCAUACCAUAUGCAGCCCCUCCAACAGGAUCACUACGUUGGAAAGCUCCGUCUGCAGCUGCACCGUGGAAUGAAACGUUAUCUGCCACCACUUUUGCGCCACAAUGUGCGCAACCGGUUUCCUCCGCUGGUAUCUUCUCAAAUGGCUUAAACACCACCAGUGAGGACUGUUUGUAUUUGAAUAUCUGGACACCAACUUAUUCCGCCGAUGAACUUUCAUCUCUGUCUGAGAAGAAACUACCGGUCUAUUUCUGGAUCUUUGGUGGCAGAUUCGAAGGAGGUUCAGGAGAUGUCAAGACUUAUGACGGUUCCGGUCUUGCAAUCAAGGACAUCGUUGUGGUUACCAUCAACUAUCGUCUCGGGUCGUUUGGAUUUUUGGCUCAUCCAGACUUAUCCGCCGAAUCAGGGCAUAAUGCUUCUGGAAAUUACGGCAUCCAGGAUCAGCAGUUUGCGCUUCAAUGGGUUGCGGAUAGCAUUGCUGCAUUUGGUGGAAACCCUGAUCAGAUCACAGUUGGUGGCCAGUCUGCCGGUUCAGCUAGUUCGCUUGAUAUGAUGUGGUCACCACUCUCCCGAGACCUCAUUGCAGGUGUCAUCUCUGAGUCAGGAGCUCGUGGUCCGAAAGAUCCAAACACUGGAGGACUGGCGACUAGCUAUCGUACCAAGGAUACUGCCGAAGCUCAAGGCGUUAGCUUUCUUGAAACUCUCAAUGUAACAUCUGUUGCUGAGCUCCGUGAAGUACCGGUGGAGACUUUGAUUGACUACGGAAACGAAUCGGAUGAUUCCGUCUUUACCGAAGACAACUACCUAUCAGCAAUAAUUUCCAAUCCGCCUCUCUGGCGUCCGGUCAUAGAUGGCUAUGUCCUCACGCAUACAUACGGCGAGGCUCUACGCUCAGGUGACCACGGCGAUGUUCCCAUAUUAACGGGAGGCAAUAAAGAUGAAGGAGAUAUCGGUGUGGCAACAAUCUCAUCUUAUAAUUCUACGUACUCAACUGUAUUUCAGAACUUUUCGUCUGAGUUCUUUGCUACAUAUCCGGCCUACAAUGAUACUCAAGUCGCUGAUGUCAGCGACGAGCUCGGUCGUGACAUGAGCCGUAUCGGGACAUGGCAAUGGUCUGCUGCUUGGGCCGCAGGCGGCGCAAAGUCCAACGUUUAUGUGUACUACUGGACACACGCGCCACCGAUUGGAAUGGAUAAUGUAUAUCACGGUUCUGAACUGUGGUAUGUUUUCAACAACAUACCUUACGCCGACUACGAGGCCAAUAUUACCUGGACUGAAGAAGAUCUUGAGAUCGAAGCUACCAUGUCAGAGUAUUGGGCCAACUUCAUUCGCACUGGAGACCCCAAUGGUGGUGACUUGACAUAUUGGGCACCAACAGUUGCUGCUAAUCAAUCCAUUAUGUGGCUGGGCGAUUCAUGGGGAAGUAACUAUCUCUCCCAGACUACCGCGAGGUUUGACUUCAUCACAAGCUGGUUUCAGGUUUUGCAUGAGUGGUAG